AUGAGCCCUCGAGCUGAGCAGGAAGGGCGGGCAGUGUCGGCUGAGGGCCCUGUGGUGGCGCGGGGCUGUGGUGGCUGUGUGGGUGCGCUGUGCUGCCCCUGCGGCCUGCCCGCAUCACGGCCUCUGUGGAAGCGAGGCGUGGUGUCUCUGGUGAUGGAGGCAUACCCGGGAUAAGGGCGUCCUGCAGGAUUCUAACGCAGGAUAAAGCUUGGAACGGAAACAAUAUGUACCAAAUUUGCACCUUUUAAACUGAAAAGAUUUAAGUGAAGAUUGGAAAGGAUCUUGAUGCACCAAGUACAGGAAGGGGAAACAAAUGGAGAGAGAACACAGAUUUCUGAAGAUAGAAGUUUGUUUUGGCUGGAAACACUCUGCAGAAAGGUAGGACCAGACUAACGAUUCUGCUCACUGCUGGGCUUCAAACUCGACUGUCCAGUCCUUUCCACAGUGUCUGUCUUCAGAAUUUGCAAACGUUCAUCUGUGGCAUUCAGAAUAAGUAGAUGCUGAAAAGUUCUAACGUAUUGGGCUUCUUACUGAUCCACGCAUGAGUGAAAGAGAAAUGAGCAUUGAAUGAAUGUGUCAGGUUGGUUCAACUUCAUUUGUAAUCUCAUAGUUCAGCAGAACAGGGAACAUACCUUCCAUGACAUUGAUAGUUCAUUCAUGGUGGCAUUUAAUAACAAUUAUGACUGAUUAUGAUUUAAUUCAGACUUCAAGACUCCGACCUAACAGUUGACAGUCUGCAAUGAUUAUGACCUUUUUUUUUUUUUUUUAUCUCCACCUCUCUAUAUUGCAUGUCUGAAAGCUGGAAACCUCGCUACAUUACCAGGCUCUUGUAAAACUGCUGAAUUGAAAUGCACAUCUUCUAAUAUGUAAUGCUCCUUUAAAGAAGGUACUAAUUACACCAUGCUCUGUGUGUGCGUGGUGAAUAAGAAAAGCAGUGGGCCUAAAGAGCAUCCCUGGGAAACAUUUUCUAGCAGUGGGAAUAUAAAGCACUGGAAGGCUUCCUGAGCUGCUUGUGGAGCCUCCAUUGCUGGAGGCAUUCAAGAACAGGGUAGAGGAGAAAUCUGGCUCAAGAAUGCCCCAGGUACUAUUGAUCCUGUACAGAGACAAAGUGGAGAAGAGUAUUUUAAAAUCUUUACCGGUUAUCUUCUAUAAUAAUUUUGUUUCUUAUGGCCAUACGUAUAUAAGAACCACUGUAAAACACUUAGCAUACUAUUUUGGAGAGUGGAGGUGUUUUUCACUUAUUUUUAGAACUUGACCUUAAGACUGAAAAAUAACUUUUUCCUUCUGACUUUUGUUCUUCGCUUGGCAAGCAUUAGUUAAAAACACAGAGAUGGAAAAUAUUUAAACUUUAAACUAGCAUGAGCUUUUCUUUUUGUUGUUUGUUUGUGUGCUAGUUUCAUUUGUGAUGUCAACUCCAGUCAGGGAAAAAGGUGUAACUAAGCUGGCACUGCACAGAGUGCAAAAAUACUCUUAGGCCCAAGCCCAAGUAAACACUAUCUACUGCUCAAUUUUGUUAAUUUAUUUUUAUCAGUAAUACUUAAAAAAUUCUUAUUCACAAAUCUGGAAGAUGUUUCCCCACCAGAUAAUAACAACAAGUUGAGAUAUAUCAUCCACUUCUUAAUUUUAAACAGGAGCAGGUACCCAGAAUUAAUCACAUCACGACUGAACGCUUUCUGAUCCACUACUGUGUGUUUAAGCUGCAUUAGAGCAACGAUUUAUGGGAUUUCUAGCCCCUUAGAUCUGAAUAUAGAAAGAUGAAGAAUGAGUCCAAGGAAAAUAAGGGUAGGAAUGACCUCAUUUUGUGGAGACACCAUGUCUUGGUCAACUUCAGAAAGCUGUGAAGAAACUAGCUGCAUUUUUCUCUGUGCAGUUAUUUUACCACCAUCAACGAAAAGGUGCCAAAAUCUGUUGCAGAAUAAAGAGAAGUGACUUUGGGUUUCCAGAACAUAAAGAUACACUGAUUGCUGCCUUCAUAUGCAGAAGACAUCAUUUACAAUUAGUGUAAUGUAAAUCUAAUAUGCCUUGGUUCAUUUCAUUUCGAAUAAGUGAUCAGUAAGCCCUGUUUUGUCACCAUACUGUCCCACACUAAUUGUUGCUGAGGGAAAUGGAUGUCGUUUCUCAGCAGUGAAUAUUCCUGACGUCACUGAGUUUGAGAACUUGCAGAACUGUACAUACAGUUUUCGUCUUGUGCCGUAACACAUCAGCAGAGUCAUGUAGAAGUAACAUGCUUCAUGUGUUCAGUUUACUCUCCAGCCUCCACUAAUAAAUUAAUUAUUAGUGACUUUUGGAAGGGAAAGCAGAUGGUGACGAGCUUGCAGAUUGUCCAUGUCACCAAAGUUCCCUCUUUCACUUUCCUGUGAAGAGAUCCAGCAUCACUGCUGGUAGCUCCUUCAUGUUUUAAAUCCUUUGACUUGCAACUUGUCCAUACAAGGUGUUUGGAAGAGUGAGGUUCUCUUCUUACCAUUUUUCUUUCACAGUGACUUGAAGAGUUUGGGAGCUUCCUUCUUUUUCUGCCAAUUAUUUGAAUUUCUUCAGUUCAUAGUAAAACCAAAGAAAAUAAUCUAACUUCUCUGCGUUCUGGUUUUGAUGAGUUAGUUUGAAUGCUAAAUAAUAGGCAUAAUUUAAAAUUUUACAUGUAACAUGAUCACCAGUUUAUAGUAUUGCAACAGGGUUUGUGAUUCUGAGCAGCUGAAAGUGUUCAGAAAAAGGCUGAGCUCUGUGCAGAAGAAUCAUGGCUCCUCUUGACAGUCUCCCACAGCUCUUCCUAGACACAAAUACUACUCCCUUGCUGGCUGGGGGUCACAUUGUUUUACAAGCCAAAUUCAUAUGGCCUCAAAAAUGGUUGUUUCUAGGCAGUCCACUCUCUCUUCUGAUACACUGGUUUCCUUUCUUUGGCCUCUGAAGGCUUAGAAACACAGAAGUAUCCAGUUAUCUAGAUAAUGGGCUUUCAAGCAACGUUUUUAUUAGGUGUCUGAGUUUAAGGUUUUUUGUAUGUCAGUUUGUUUGGUUCUGUGUCAUGGUACCAUCGAGUAAUACUUCACUCGGAUAGCAGAAAAUGUAUUCAUAUUUUAUUUGCCUUGUAUUGAAUGGUUCCUUUUUUCUUUCCACUUACCACAAGAAACAAACCUGCAUGGUUGAUUAUUACCCUUUGGUUCACAACAAGAAGUCACUUGCUGUGCAUAACAUGAGGUGGCAUGCUCCUGACAAGCAGAAUCGUACAAACACCACCUAGGUAACACUGGCAAACUAACUUAAUGUUUAGUAUAGAUUUAUGUGGUGUGAGAAAAUGUAAAAUCUGUCUGCUGCAGCAUUCCUGUACUAUAAAACUAGCACUUGUUUGCAUACUGUGUUGAACGUGCAUGCUCAUUAGUGCCUACAGGCCUACACACCGUUACCUUCAAGAAUUGUGCGUAGCCACAGGGAUGGGAAGUUUUUCCUGAAUAUGGGAGGUCUGAGGCCAAAAUGAGGACAAAAACCUUCUGUAAAUAUCCAAAUAUUCUGCUUCUAUAACACUUUAAAGACUGAACUACUGUUUUCUGGGGCUUUACUGUCUGUGGCAUCCCCAAGGAUUUUGGAUGAUCAACAUGCUAAUAGAUUUCCUAAUCAAACAGUGGGAACGUGUGAUCAAGACUUUCACUGGUCUUCAGACUAACCUCUUUUACAGCUCAUGGUUUAACUUGCAGUUUCCUUCAUGUAGUAGCUUUAAGAUUUUUGGGGGGCGAAUUUUCUUUGGCUGCUCUGGAUGGAUUUCUCAAUCUGCUCUGUGUCCUCUGAUGGAAAGUGCUGGACUGAGACUCAUUCUUUCACAGACAAGAAGCAGCACAGUCUCCCCUCCUUUCAUGCUGUCACCUCUGCACUGCAUCCUUCCUUUAGACAAGCCUGGGGACGGGGGGGGGGGAAUGAGAACACCAGCCUCUAAGGACUGGUCCAUUUGCCAGAUCCCUUACUGAAAAUGGUGUGAUAGCCCCUCUUUGGAGCUGGAAGAUGACUCAAUAAUUCUACCCCAAAUGUGAGUGGUAAAACUGCCUUGGGGUGUUUCGAGAGCCUUUUCUGAAACUCCACUGGGGUCCAGAUGUCUCAUAGCUUUUGUGAUCUUGUGAAUAGUUUCAGAAGGAAAAUCUGUGAGGGAUAGGGAUAUGAAUCAUCUGUCUAUCCCGCGUCCAUGAAGAAGAAAUAAAAACCCUGAUCCAAAAAAAAUCCAUUUAAUUCUGGAAUUUUCUGACCUAUUUUGGUGCAAGCCGAUCUAAAAAAAAAAAUUAAACUACUCUCCUGAUGAGUUUCUCAUAUUGUUUACUUUUGUAACGUUCUCUGUGGACUAGCAGCCAGAAAUGACGUCCACCCGUCGUCCAGCAUCAGAGAAUAAGAACUUCAGAGGAAGGAAUGCAACUUCAUAAAUAGGAAACCACAGAUACUAAUGGGGAGCAGAGGCAAACCUGCAGGUUAAAAAGUAGUUGCAAGAGAAGCCCAUACAUCCACACCGCGUGGAGAUUCAAAGAUGAAUUCAGCUCUAGCCUUUGUUUUUCUCCUCUGCCUCUCUUGUCCUUUUUCAUCAUGUCAGCAGAGGAGAGCAGGUAAGAAAUUCUAAUUUUCUCUAUAUUUUCUGGAUUCCUGUGUUUUCUAGACUGCUCUGAAUAUUCCGUUUUGCAGCAGGGAAUGAGGAAGAAGAUAACAUUUCAGCUACGUCUGCUGAAGCCUGAAAGCAGCGUUCAGGGAUUUUGUAGUCUUGUAUGAAAAUCGAAGCCAAACUGUUAAUGUUCAGUCUUAGAUUUUCCCCCACUUUCCCACCUGAUUAGUGAUGUAUUUUAUUUAUUUCAGGGGAAAUGGAAAUGUUGUGUUCUAUAAUGACCUACAGGAGACGAUUUAUAUUAAUCUGCAUUUUGCAUGUGAUAAAGAAAUUAGCUCAUGCAGGAUGUCCUGUAGCAGGAGCCUUGGAUAUCCUCUCUGCUUAUGCACCUAGAGCUUAGAGCAGCCCUAACUUCUAGGAACUUAGCCAUGCUUAGUUCAGCUUAGUUCAUUACAGAAGUUCCACUUCUCUGAACAGCCUGAUAGGGAACAUUCAGCCUCAAGGACUGUGUACCAAGAGAUUCAAAUGUGUGCCUGUGGAAACAGAAUGAGCCCUUAGAGAAAGAUGCAUAGUAAAAGAAAUGUCUGCAAGUGCAGAUUUAGUUUGGGAAUCACUCCUGAGUGAUUGACUCAUUACUGUGAAUUUGAAGCUUAAAACAAAUGAAAAAAAAAACCCACUUAUUUUGAGACAUAUCUUGCUAUUAGGAAUGGAGAAUUCUUCCAUAACAGAAAUAAGAAACCUGAAGCCUUGAUACAGAGCUUAUUCAGAACUCCUUUUUGAAGUUCAAAUUAUGUGCAAGCUCCUUGUUUUCAAUAAGAUAAGAAAUGUCAUUUUCAUUUACUCUUUCUAUCUUAGAAUUUGUGGUACUUCCAAUUCAGAUCCCAAACCAAAACGUAUUGGAGAGGUUACAACUAUUCAUCAAGUCCUCUUGGUUCUGUGCAGGGAAAACCCACGAGGCUUUCAGGUUCAUUUGUCACCUGAGUUGUACUCAGCAGCACGGGCUGACACGCUGCCUCUGGUGCUGGCACAUCCUUCAUGCCUGGAGGAAGCAGACCCCCAACUCCAGCUAAUUUUCCCCUGCUCAUUUGCCUUCUGCUCAGUAGAAGACGCUGCUAUUCCUGUCUUCAUAAAGGUUUGCUUACACUGUAGGCAAGGUGUGACGUCUGUUAAAAGAUUAAUUAAUCUAGGAAAGCCUUGAAAAACGAGGCUGUACUUUCUCAUGGCAGUCAGGAGAAUACCAGAGUUGAACUUUCUGUCCAGUUGUUUUUAAAUUAUUCAUAUUUUCGUAUAUAUUUUUAGAAACAGUAAGCUACUUCCAUUCAUUCUUUUAGAGCAAAGCUGAAGAGCGUAGACUAGAUUUUUAGCAUGCCUCAGGAGAUUAGGCAAGUCUAGAAUGUACCACAUGAGAAGGAAAAGUCAUGCAUGGAUGCAGAUGUACCUUUUGUGUCCCAAAGCAACUGCAAAGCAGUUUGAAACUGCCACUACCCAAAAUGAACCCAGCUUCAUGCAGCAAGUCUGACCCUCGAGAACAGGCUAUGCAGCAGCUGAGGUGCUGGUUUUCCACGUUCAGUCCUUGGCAGCACAUUUGGGAUAGACUCGGCAAAGAGCUUUGAUUUACCUGUGCCUUUCAUAGUAACUUUCACAGCACUGAAUUAUUUAUUUGCUUCUUUUGGCAGCAGAGGCUUCCAACGUGUGAACUGCUCAGCCUGUGCCAGAUUAACAGCUACCACAACUGCCAGGCUGCCAGGACAAUUUGUUUGCUGAGAGGAGUUGAAGUUGGGCCUGAAAUGCUGGAAGAGAUGAGACAAACUAACCGUGUGUUAAUGGAAGUUCGAGACUUGUUGAAACAGCAGAUUAAGGAGAUAACAUUCCUGAAGAACACAGUAAUGGAGUGUGAUGCCUGUGGCAUACACACUGAAGCCACAGGCCCUGUCAUCACUGUGACGCAGUUUAACAGAUGCGUCCCCAACCCCUGCUUCCCUGGAGUGGCGUGCACUGAGACCAGCACUGGCUUCCGCUGCGGACCGUGUCCCCCAGGCUAUUCAGGGAAUGGGUCCCAGUGCACAGAUAUCAAUGAGUGCACUGCAAACCCCUGCUUCCCAAAGGUCCAGUGCAUUAACACUGCUCCUGGCUUCCGCUGUGAUCCCUGCCCUCCUGGCUUCACCGGGCAAAUGGUCGAAGGGGUUGGACUAGCAUAUGCCAGGGCCAACAAACAGGUUUGCACUGACAUCAAUGAAUGUGAGACAGGUGCUGCCAGAAAUUGUGUCCCAAAUUCUAUCUGUAUCAAUACACGGGGAUCCUACAAGUGCGGAGCUUGUAAACCUGGCUUUGUUGGGGAUCAAAUCACCGGCUGCAAGAGCCAGACAGCGAGACUCUGCCCUAACGGUGAAGUCAGCCCAUGCCAUGAGAAAGCUCAGUGCAUCGUGGAGCGGGAUGGGUCCAUCUCCUGUGCGUGCCUUGUGGGGUGGGCAGGGAACGGCUACAUCUGUGGGAAGGAUACAGACAUUGACGGAGUCCCUGAUGAGAAGCUGCGCUGCUCUGACAAGAAGUGCCGCAAGGAUAACUGCAUGACUGUCCCCAACUCUGGCCAGGAGGAUGCAGACAGGGAUGGCAUCGGAGAUGCUUGUGAUGAUGAUGCUGAUGGAGAUGGAAUAUUAAAUGCUGAGGACAACUGCGUGUACACACGCAAUGCAGACCAGCGCAAUGUGGACAAGGAUAACUUUGGUGAUGCUUGUGACAACUGUCGCCAAGUGAAGAACGAUGACCAACGGGACAUUGAUGGUGAUGGGAAAGGAGACGAGUGUGACGAUGACAUAGAUGGGGAUGGGAUCAAAAAUCCAACGGACAACUGUAAAAGAGUUCCUAACCCUGAUCAGAAAGAUAGCGAUGGUGAUGGAGUAGGAGAUAUGUGCGACAGCUGCCCAACAGUCAGUAACCCAGACCAGAAAGAUACUGAUCAUGAUCUAGUGGGAGAUGUCUGUGACACCAACCAGGACAGUGAUGGCGAUGGCCACCAAGAUACACGAGAUAACUGCCCAUCAGUGCCUAACAGCUCCCAGCUGGACACAGACAAUGAUGGGCUAGGAGACGAAUGUGAUGAUGAUGAUGACAACGACGGGAUUCCAGAUGAGAAACCUCCAGGCCCUGACAACUGUCGGCUUGUCCCUAACCCUGGCCAAGAAGAUUCGGACGGUGAUGGUGUAGGAAAUCUUUGUGAAGAUGACUUUGACAGAGACAUGGUGAUUGACAGAAUUGAUGUGUGCCCAGAGAAUGCAGAAGUGACGCUAACAGACUUCAGGGCCUUCCAGACAGUUGUACUGGACCCUGAGGGUGAUGCGCAGAUUGACCCCAACUGGAUCGUCCUUAACCAGGGCAUGGAAAUUGUCCAAACCAUGAACAGUGAUCCUGGCUUGGCUGUAGGUUAUACAGCAUUCAAUGGAGUGGAUUUUGAGGGCACAUUCCAUGUCAACACUGCCACAGAUGAUGAUUACGCUGGCUUCAUAUUUGGCUACCAGGACAGUUCCAGCUUUUAUGUGGUCAUGUGGAAGCAGAUGGAACAGACAUACUGGCAGGCAAACCCCUUCCGAGCAGUCGCAGAACCUGGUAUUCAACUGAAGGCAGUGAAGUCCAAAACAGGCCCAGGUGAGUAUCUCCGCAAUUCUCUCUGGCACACUGGGGACACCACAGACCAAGUCAAGCUGCUGUGGAAGGACCCUCGCAACUCUGGCUGGAAGGACAAGACAUCUUACCGCUGGUUCCUGCAACAUCGGCCUCAAGUUGGAUACAUCAGAGCUCGCUUCUAUGAAGGCCCCGAACUUGUGGCAGACACUGGAGUUGUCCUUGAUACAACUAUGAGAGGAGGGCGCCUGGGAGUCUUCUGCUUCUCCCAAGAGAACAUUAUUUGGUCAAACCUGCGUUAUCGCUGCAAUGAUACUAUUCCAGAAGACUAUGAAACAUUUAAAGUUCAGCAAGACUAACCUGAGUUUUAAAUGUCCAACAAAAUUUGCUUAUAAAAAAGUGCUCAGCUGCCCCACUGUUGCCUCUGGUAUACUGUAUAAAGAACUGUAAGUAAUAUACCACUGCACUCUGCACAGCACCAAGUGUCACUGCACUAUCUGGCAUGUUUUCUACAACAGCAACUUUUCUGUAAAUGCUACAAAAUCCUCUUGGAACAGCAGAAGCAUAGACAUCAAGUGUGCAUAGAAGCCUGUGCCACUGUUCUCUACACUACACGGAGAAAGAUGUGCUGAGAAGCUACUGCAGUAGCUGAAUUGUUUGAGUACGAUUAGCGUGGAUGAUUCCCAGGACUUUUUCCCCUACUCAAAGGCUCUCAAAUGUAAAUGUUAUCUUUUUCAAGACCUACCACAAAGCAAACCCAGCACAAGUCUGAAAAGGACACAGAAAGCAGCCUAUGUCCAAGUUGCUCACAAAGUAUUAAAAAAAAAUAAAAAGCACUUUAGGGAGAGUAUCUUUGUUCUGGAAUGUUGGAUAAUAAAUACUCUAAUAGACUUCU
Numida meleagris (helmeted guineafowl) is the source of this 9077-nucleotide messenger RNA. It is a transcript of the gene COMP, whose product is annotated as cartilage oligomeric matrix protein. Gene Ontology annotation, molecular function: calcium ion binding. Bases 6352 to 8541 code for a protein of 729 amino acids. Gene Ontology annotation, cellular component: extracellular region. The record is from RefSeq and is a predicted model, not a curated record. Gene Ontology annotation, biological process: cell adhesion. The transcript is spliced from 21 exons. NCBI's taxonomy places the organism in Eukaryota, Metazoa, Chordata, Aves, Galliformes, Numididae.